CUUAAAUUUGUAACAAAAGCUCAAUGUAAUAUAGCAAUUAAUAAACUAAAUAAAUUGUAUCGAAUUGAGCAAGCUGCUAUUAUUGAAGAAUCAAAUAAUGAUUUAUAUGUUAGCUCAUCUGGAUCAUUAGUUACAAAUGAACCUUCAAGUACUAGUACUAAUCAAAUUAAUUAUUCUUUACUUGAAAUAUAUAAAGAUUCAGAUGAUAAAAGUAGUAUUUCUGAUGAAGUUGCUCAAUACUUAGCUUUACUAAAAGUAUCUCUAAAUUAUAAUGUACUAGAAUAA
This is a messenger RNA of Scutellospora calospora, 285 nucleotides long. The record is from the annotation of a GenBank genome assembly. Lineage: Eukaryota; Fungi; Glomeromycota; Glomeromycetes; Diversisporales; Gigasporaceae.